UGGGCACGGAGCUCACCUGAUUGUGGGGAGUGAUUUUAUCUGUGCCGCAUUAAGGGGGUCGUUUCGUGCACAGAGGCUUAGAAUGAGGUGACAGGGAGAUUUCACUAGAUGAAAGGCGAUUCGCUCACUAACAAAAACACAGUCUGCGGCCUCAUUUUCUGCGGAUCAGCAGAACAAUGAAAAAGAGUAAAACUGUCGCUCUGGACAAGCGCGAAAUAAAUUCACUUCUUGGAUUCUUCGGAGGGUAUGGUAUCAUGAUAGCAGUGGGAUUUCUGGCCGUUCUGUCUGUAUGUGCUGCUUUCAUCAUUUACAGAACAGUUAAAGGUCAAGGCGAGCAAAGCAGUGAGCAAAUCGUGAAGGAAACGGAGGUAAAAGAGAUAAAGAGACCGCUUCGGAAAAAGAAGAGGGAGGAGAGCGAUCGCAACGAUGAGUCAACAGAUGGUUGUACUGACCAUGUGGAUGUUGAGAAGAUGAGAGUGGGGUCAUCUGAAACUUUAAUCCGUGCAGCCACCAGCAAAACACUCCACAGCACGGCGAAGGAAAAUGAUGAAGAGAAAAUAGCCCAAGAUUUACAAGCUUGUUCUUUGCCUCAGCCAUGUUUAUUCUCAGAUCAGGAAAGAGAGUGUGAGCCUACAGAAACUGAGUGUUCACAGUCUCAGCCGCUGGAGUGUCAGUGUGAGAUUAGCGAUCGCUUUGAAGAUGAGAUUAAAGACUGUUUGAGGGAAAAUGGAAGUGAAUUUGUGGAAGAGUGUGUGAUUGAGCAAUGUAAAGAUCAAGAUGAGCUUUAUGAAAGUGAGGAAAGUUGCAAGAAAUCUCAGUCUGAUUGCCAGGGUUCACUGGCAUCUGCACCUCAGGACAGUUUGGUGGAGGAUGUUUUGUCUGGGACAGAAGAUACGAGCAGAUACAUUCAGAGUAAGUGUUUUGAAAGUGAAAGAACUCAAGAGGAAUCUCAGUCGAGCAGCCAUCACGGCUUCACAACCUCAGCUCAAGAAGAUUUGCCAGGGAGCUCACGGCCUAAACUAGACGUCAAAAAUGGCCUUAGCGAAGAAGAGAGCUUAACUGUAGCACAGCAUGACCAGCUAGCCUCUCACCCUGAGAGUGAACUGAGUGCUGGUUAUGACACAGUGGAGAUGGAUGUAGUGAAGGAGACAACAACUAACAACAUCAAGGAGUUUCUCACUGGUCCCGAGUCGACUGGUUUUGGCCGCUGUUUUUAUGCUGAACAUGCUGUUUCAAUGCAUUCAGACUUGGACUCAAAGGAAAAGCUUGACCCAAAACAGAUGACUGAUCAUAGGGAAGUUGGAGGUAAAGACUCAAAUUGGGACACCGGCGUCUUGGAGAUGCCUGUGAGCAAGCAUGAGAAGCAUUUGGUGGACCAUCAACAGCAAAGCAACCAUUACGAAUAUCUCAGUGACCAUAACCAUCAGAACUACCUUGGCUUCUCCACCAAUAAUACUUUCAACCUGAUGGAGAGUUCACUAUCUGAGGUGAAAUGCAGAGAUGGUGUUCACAAAGAGAAAGUGACUGGUGCAGUGACUGGGUUAGUGGACUCAUUGGAGGAGAGCCAUGAGAAGACUGAGAUUAGCAUUAUGGAAGCCACCAUGGAUAAUAACGAAUGGCUGAAUGUUGGAGGUCCAGACACACGAGCUCCCCCUUGGUUGACUCAGACUCUCACUGGUCAACCUCACGGUGUCUCUGCUGAUUUGGAAUCAUCAGACGCUAAGAAACAGGACACCUCGAUCUUCCCGUCAAAGGAACCCAAAAUCACCGCAGCUUCUUUAGAUGACGACCAUGUCCAUAGAAGAGUGGCAGCCGUGAUACCCAUGCCUCAAAUGGUCCGAGUGAGCUUCAGGGUGCACUACAUCACGCAUUAUCCCAGCCAGUUUCUGGCUGUGACUGGGAACCAGCAGGAGCUGGGAUUCUGGGAGCGCUUCGUUCCACUCCAGAGAGCCAAGAAUGGGUUCUGGGCCAGCACCAUUGCUCUUCCCAUAGAGAGCCAGGUGGAGUGGAAAUUUGUCGUGGUGGAGGAUGGAAAAAUCCUUCGCUGGGAAGAGUGUUGCAAUCGUCACUUAGCAGUGACUGGUCAGGACGAGGAGCUGCAUCUAGACAAGUCUUGGGGUUACUUAUGAGUCGGAGAGAAAGCAAUAAAGAGAUAAAAAAGAACACCUCCAAAGCAUGGAUUAAUACAUGUCCUGCAUCUCUGUUACUGAAGCAAUAAUUAUUCCUGGUGCAUUAUUUUAACUUAACAAUAUAAAACUAUAUGAUAUUAAACAGCAAUUUAUUUGAAGUAUGCAUGAGGCUACAAUACUGUUACCACAGCAAUAAUAAAAUUAUGAAUAUGCACAUGGCUCACUAUAGGGUGUGCUAAUGUUUGAUUAUGUAUGAUUGUGCUUGACAAUGUUAACGUGUAUAGCGUGGUUACUUGUGAAAAAUCAACAUUUUCACAGCCACCAAGUACAGUUUGUCUCUUUCUGUGUAAAGGGUUUAUUUGUAUGCCAGUGCAAAUACGGCUCUUUAAAAUACUGACAUUAGUUAAAUUCCACCAAACAUAAAUGUACAGUGACUUGAAAUGCAGAACACUAAAGUUCUCCUGGUGCACAGGGAGAUAGCUGUUGCAUGGAGAGUCAGGACACAUGAUUAAUGUCUUGUGUGUUUGCAUAAAUAUCUCAGUGUCAGGAUUUCUUUAAUGUACUCACUUAAUGAAAUAGUACAGUUCGUGUCUCUGUUUGUUGUUCUUGUAAUCAGGGAUGUAUGUUUAUAAAUGUCUGUGAGUCUUACUGUUGUGGCAUUACUUCCCUACAGAAGCUCACUGAAGAGCCAGUCAUGUGUAGCCUUUUAAGGGCCUUUUUUAACAGCCAUUCAUAUUUGUCCUUUUAAGGGCCCUAUCUCAUUUGUCCUUUUAAAGCCUUUGUUGUUAAGGGUGAUUGAUGAAGGUAAUUGCCACUCAUAAGCUACUGAUUUUUUUUCCCCCUCCUUAAUUUCAUAAUUUAUGUUUAAAGUUAGACAAAUGAUAUGAUACUUUUGUGGAUUUUUGAAAUUAAGUUUACGACUACAGGCAAUAAAUAAUUUUUGUUUUUCUAUUCUCCUGAAGUGUUUGCUGUGACUUUGAGCAGUUUUACAUGUGUUUAAACAUUAUGACAUUUGGCUCUAAUCUAUUUUUGUUUUCUUUGUUUUGCUCUCCUGUUCUGUCAUGGUUUUGUUUUAUAAUCUCUUUAAAAGGUUUUUUUCUCUGGUUGUUAGUUAUCAUAACCACCUGUCAACUUUCACCGGCUUUCACCGACUCAAUAAAUUGAUUUUCACAGU
Messenger RNA from Chanos chanos (milkfish), 3303 nucleotides. RefSeq names its product starch binding domain 1 (gene stbd1). Lineage: Eukaryota; Metazoa; Chordata; Actinopteri; Gonorynchiformes; Chanidae. Gene Ontology annotation, molecular function: starch binding. The record is from RefSeq and is a predicted model, not a curated record. The transcript is spliced from 2 exons. The coding region runs from base 177 to 2129 and encodes 650 amino acids. Gene Ontology annotation, cellular component: membrane.